CAGCAGUGGCCCCCCCUGCACUAAUGGCUCAGCCUGGGGCUCCAGGGACUUCCCUGCCCUCCAGACCGUUCUGCUGGCCCCUGGGCCCCCCUCACUGCUGAAACCCAAUCCUCUGCAGCAGCUCCACUCAGCACUGCCCCACGCAGCUCCACAGCCCCCGCUUGCCACCACUGCCCGUGCCCUACCUGGUCCCCGCCGCGGAGCUCAGCGCCGAGCCACUGCCUGUUUCUGGAGAAAGCCGAGCUGGACCCACAGGUCACCUCUUCCUGCCUCGCCAGGCCAGUGCCUCCCCACCUAUCCCCUUGGCUCUUCUCCCACCCUCUCUUCUGCUCACCUCACCUGCCUGGCCCCUGCCUGGCCACUUGAAUCCUGCUUCGCCGCGCUUGCCAGUCCUCCGGCCCACCCUCGCUCCCUCCAAGCCGCAGGCCUGCUCUCUGCCCUCUUCCCCUCCAGCUGCAGCCAUGAAGGGCCCCUCGGGGCUGGAGGAGGCUCAGAGGCCCAGCUCCGACAUCCACGUGUUUGCCAGCAACUGCACGCUGCACGGGCUGGGUCAUGUCUUCCGCCCCGGCGGCCUUACCCUGCGCCGCGGGCUGUGGGCCUCCGCCAUGCUCCUGUCGCUGGCAGCCUUCCUCUACCAGGUGGAGGAGCGGGUGCGCUACUACGGGGAGUUCCACCACGAGACGGUCCUAGACGAGCGCGAGAGUGACCGGCUCACCUUCCCGGCCGUCACCCUAUGCAACAUCAACCCACUGCGCCGCUCCCGCCUCACACCCAAUGACCUGCACUGGGCCGGCCCCGCGCUGCUGGGCCUGGACCCUGCCGAGCACACCGCCUUCCUACGCACGCUGGGCCGGCCACCCGCACCGCCCGGCUUCAUGCCCAGCCCCACCUUCGACAUGGCACAGCUCUAUGCCCGCGCUGGCCACUCGCUUGAGGACAUGCUGCUGGACUGCCACUACCGCGGCGAGCCCUGUGGGCCCGAGAACUUCACCGUGACCUUCACCCGGAUGGGACAGUGCUACACAUUCAACUCUGGUGCUGGCGGGGCCCAGCUACUCACUACUUCCAAAGGUGGUGCUGGCAACGGCCUGGAUAUCUUGCUGGAUGUGCAGCAGGAAGAGUAUCUGCCCGUGUGGAAGCCGACGGAUGAUACCCCGUUUGAGGUGGGGAUCCGAGUGCAGAUCCACAGCCAGGAGGAGCCUCCUGUCAUCGACCAGCUGGGCUUUGGGGCAGCCCCAGGGUACCAGACUUUUGUGUCCUGCCAGAAGCAGCAAGUAUCCUCGCUGUGCCUCCAGUCAGCCCCGCCCGCCCGCUCCUCCUGCACCCGUUCUAAACCCGCAGUCCCUCGGCCCGGCUCCAGACCCCAGCACCCUCGCACCCUGGCCCAGGUCCUCCUUAACCCUGCCCCUCCACAGCUGAGCUUCCUGCCACCGCCCUGGGGUGACUGCAGCUCCGCAUCUGUGGACCCCGACUUCGAGGAACCCUCUGAUCUCCUGGGUGCCCCCAGCCCCAGUUCCAACCCCAGCCCUCCCUAUAGCUUAAUGGGGUGUCGAAUGGCAUGCGAGGCCCGCUUCGUAGCUCGAAAGUGCGGGUGCCGGAUGAUGCACAUGCCGGGCAGUGCUCCUGUGUGCAGCCCCCAGCAGUACAAGGAUUGUGCAGGCCCAGCCCUGGGUAAGGGGUAUGCCUCCUCCGCCUCUCCCCACUCCGCCGUUGACCCCACCUUCGACCCGGCCCGCACCAGGCUGGCUGCCCUGACCCCGGCCUCUGGGGGGCCCGCAGACGCCGUGGUGCGGAAGGAAACGUGCGCCUGCCCCAACCCGUGCGCCAUCACGCGCUACGCCAAGGAGCUCUCCAUGGUGCGGCUCCCGAGCCGCGCUGCCGCCCGCUACCUGGCCCGGAAAUUCAACCGCAGCGAGGCCUACAUCGCAGAGAACGUGCUCGCCCUUGACAUCUUCUUUGAGGCCCUCAACUAUGAGACAGUGGACCAGAAGAAGGCCUACGAGAUGUCGGAGCUGCUCGGCGACAUUGGGGGCCAGAUGGGGCUGUUCAUCGGAGCCAGCCUGCUCACCGUCCUAGAGAUCCUAGACUUCCUCUGUGAGGUGUUCCAAGACAGGGUGCUGGGGUACUUCUGGAACCGAAGGCGCUCUCAAAGGCACUCCAGCACCAAUCUGCUUCAGGAAGGCCUGGCCGGCCGUGGGACCCGCGUUCCCCACCUCAGCCUGGGCCACAGGCCUCCCACUUCUCCCUGCGCUGUCACCAAGACGCUCUCCGCCUCCCACCGCACCUGCUACCUGGUCACACAGCUCUAGACCUGCAGUCGGGGCUCAGGGCCAUACCUCCACAUCCCAGACACACCCAGCCUGCGCAUCUGUGCUGUCUCUGCCCCAAAUAAAGUUUGAGUGC
Messenger RNA from Chinchilla lanigera (long-tailed chinchilla), 2403 nucleotides. RefSeq names its product acid sensing (proton gated) ion channel 3 (gene Asic3). Gene Ontology annotation, biological process: sodium ion transmembrane transport. Gene Ontology annotation, cellular component: membrane. The transcript has 9 exons. The record is from RefSeq and is a predicted model, not a curated record. The coding region runs from base 462 to 2309 and encodes 615 amino acids. NCBI's taxonomy places the organism in Eukaryota, Metazoa, Chordata, Mammalia, Rodentia, Chinchillidae.